GCUUCUUAUUUACUCACACGAUAUCAUGCCUGGAAGUGCCCGGUAGAACAAAAAACAAGGGUAUAUUGUCUUCACAAAACUGCCUUGAUAGUCAGUAUCCGAAUCAAGUGGUUUAGUAGCUAAAACGGUGAGUGCCAGAAAGCUCCAGCUAAGUUCAAGUUCAGUAGUGCCUAACUAUGCGGUGAGUCCCAUCCUUCUAAUGUGUAAGUCCGAAUAUUUUCGCUUAUUUUACAUAUUCUAUUAUCUCGUCUCAACUUUCUCGCCCACCUCGCCUUCGUCUUUUUAUGCAUCACUCAACGUCUAAACAGUCAUCUCCUUACCGGUUGUACCUUGGAGAUCACCUAUUCAAUGUGGCCUCCCUGAAUCAAGCAGCGAUGCGUCCCCAUACUCGCUAUUGGAAGAGACGUGUACUCUGACACGGAUCUGAUGAUGAAAACGCCAGACAAUGUAUUCCCAGCUAGCGAGGUACACCCAAGCCUGAAGGGAUAAUACGACUAUUACAAGACUCUAGAAUCGUUCCCCUAGAGCGCGAUUGCUGAUGGCGCUCUGCUUACGCAUGCCAUUUUUUUUUCUACCGCACGAAUGGAUCGCGAAUAGGGCUUAGCACUUUCUAGCAGACUAUGCGGACGUUGCCGGCACGAAGAUCCAUGCUGAGUCUUACAACACUCUUGCUUUAUUCGGCACCGAAGUUGCGGCGGCGGUCCGGUGGUAUAUGGAAUCCACGCCCGGGACGACACUCCCCUUAGACGACAGAACUUGGCUAUGUGGCACGUCGUCGUCUGACCUAAAGGCUGUCCGGCCUCUGUAUUGGCUGUACAACGUUCCCGGAGCAGUACCGGCGGAAUUCAUCAACAGAGCUCAACUCCCACUAGUGUUCGCAUGGAUUGAGCGAUCCAAGCAAUUCAUUGAAUCGAAAUGAAGCAAGCACAAGCCCAGCCGGAGGCGUUCAUCGGUCACGGCCGCGGUCGUAAUCAUGGGAACUCCGUUCGCGGAAGCGGGAAGAAGCAUAGAUCUUGCCGAUGCGGAUCGUCGUCUACCCGGACCCAACCGUCCUACGAAAGGAGAAGGCGUGAUGAUGUACCCAGCAUGCUGGGGCGUGAUUUGCAAGAUAAGAGGUAGAUUACCAGAUUACCAUUAAAGUAGAGGGGAUGUCUGGGCGUGCCAGAGUACAUGAGCCAACAGAGAAGUUCUGUUUAAAAAAAAAUGUGAUGGUAAUGAGGAUCAACUGAUGGUGUUUAUUGCGGCUAUGGGAACUACGUAUGUAAAGAAAGAAAGGAAAACCGACGAU
This is a messenger RNA of Annulohypoxylon truncatum, 1288 nucleotides long. RefSeq lists its product as uncharacterized. The transcript has a single exon. The record is from RefSeq and is a predicted model, not a curated record. The coding region runs from base 713 to 919 and encodes 68 amino acids. Lineage: Eukaryota; Fungi; Ascomycota; Sordariomycetes; Xylariales; Hypoxylaceae.